UGAAAGCCGCUCCCUCAAGACGACGAUUGAACCUUGACCACCGCUCCGGUAGUUGUACCGCAUCGUUCGCACUAUCUUUAUCAAAACUGCCCCUAGAUUCCAUCAACUGGUGAAGCUCUCCACGGAGCCCGCGCGGGCCCAUUGCACCCCCCUUCGAUACCCCUUCGAUACCUCCCACAAUGUCCCUCGUAAACCUGGCACACGUCUGCUCGCAUCUGCAAAAUGCUUCCAGGGCACGACUUGGCUUAACGUCCGUCCCGUCAACCAACCUCCACCUCACGCUCCUGUUAGCGCUCCAGAACUCGGGCUUCCUCUCCUCUGUCACACGCGGAGGCAUCACGCCUCCUCCGAUGGACCAGCUCUCCUCAUAUGUCCCGGAGCCUGUUACUCAGAGUAAUAUCGCUACGAGGAGAUUGUGGCUGGGUCUGAAGUACUGGAAUAACGAACCGGUGUUGAGCGAGAUGAAGAUGGUCAGUAAACCGACGAAGAGAGUGUGGAUGGAUGUCGAGGGCUUGGGGAAGAUUGUUAGAGGGAGACAGGCGGGAGAGAUAAAGGGGUUGACGAGGCCCGGGGAGUGUAUGUAUGUUAGUACAGAUAAGGGGAUAUUGGAGUCGAGGGAGUGUGUGGAGCGACGGGUUGGAGGGAUGCUACUCUGCAGAGUGUUGUAGGGCGCGAUCUCAUGGAAACUCCGGGA
Molecule: messenger RNA, 694 nt
Organism: Amorphotheca resinae ATCC 22711
Lineage: Eukaryota; Fungi; Ascomycota; Leotiomycetes; Helotiales; Amorphothecaceae
Exons: 2
Coding region: 180-668 (162 amino acids)
Biological process (GO): translation
Cellular component (GO): mitochondrion; ribosome
Molecular function (GO): structural constituent of ribosome
Source: RefSeq, a predicted model, not a curated record